AAGGCACCGUUUUCAACUGUCUUCACCCAGAAGAGAGAGAGAGAGGAGAGAGAGAACUCAGAAGAGAGAGAGAGAGAGCUUACCCUAUCUCCAGGAGAGUAUUUCUCGGAUUUUCUUUCCUUUUCUCGUGGUUGAUCGGCCGAGAUAUAGUCUUUCUUCGUAUCCACACGCAAGCAUCUGAGCAUGUAUUUUAAUCCGCCUGAAGUAAGGAUGGCAAAAAGCUACUUCAAGCAGGAGCAUGACUUUGCGAAAAGGUGUGCUGAGGCUGCAAGAAUUAGGGACAAAUACCCGGAUAGAAUUCCCGUGAUUGUGGAAAGAGCUGAGCGAAGUGAUAUUCCCAGCAUCGACAAGAAAAAAUACCUUGUUCCAGCUGACCUAACAGUGGGACAGUUUGUUUAUGUGAUCCGGAAGAGAAUUAAACUGAGUGCUGAAAAAGCAAUCUUCAUAUUUGUGGACAAUGUUCUUCCACCUACAGGAGCAAUAAUGUCUACUAUAUAUGACGAGAAGAAAGAUGAAGAUGGAUUUCUCUAUGUUACUUACAGCGGUGAAAACACAUUUGGUUGCCGAAUUCCUCACUAGUUUAAGGUUACCGUCGACAUGCUCCUUUCUAUUUCUCAUGCACGUCCCCACGCCAUCUUCAUUUCCACGGUGCUGCGUAAAAUAAUUCUCCAACAAGAACUAUCUAUAGCCUCACAAGUGAUCAGUAUACAUGGUUGCAUACUGUGCACAUAUAUAUUUCCUCCAAAAAUUUCUACAAUGGCAUGAACAAUGAAAUUGUUCAGUAUCCUCGUUUUUGCA
Diospyros lotus (date-plum) is the source of this 798-nucleotide messenger RNA. Its product is annotated as autophagy-related protein 8f. Gene Ontology annotation, biological process: cellular response to nitrogen starvation. The record is from RefSeq and is a predicted model, not a curated record. Bases 184 to 579 code for a protein of 131 amino acids. NCBI's taxonomy places the organism in Eukaryota, Viridiplantae, Streptophyta, Magnoliopsida, Ericales, Ebenaceae. The transcript is spliced from 7 exons.